Argiope bruennichi is the source of this 2961-nucleotide messenger RNA. RefSeq lists its product as uncharacterized. Bases 1 to 2961 code for a protein of 986 amino acids. Lineage: Eukaryota; Metazoa; Arthropoda; Arachnida; Araneae; Araneidae. The record is from RefSeq and is a predicted model, not a curated record. The transcript has a single exon.
AUGUGGGCAAUACUCUCAGCACUGCAUCCAGCAGAAAAAGAUGCCCAAAGAGUCACCAAAUAUAAACCAUAUGAGAAUGAGCUAAAGUUCGAAGGCAUUGAAUUUCCAGUGAAGAUGGAAGAUAGAGUACUUAAAAGGUUCGAAAAGUUUAAUAACAUAUCGGUGAACAUAUAUUCAUACGAAGGUAAUGACAUUUACCCAUUGAGAAUCACUAAAAAUAAGGAAGACAAACACGUCAAUUUGCUGUACAUAAAGAAUAAGGAAGGAAACAGUCAUUACUGUUGGAUAAAGGACCUCUCCAAAUUGAUAAGCGGACAAGUAACUAAACACAACGGAAAGGUAUUCACCUGUGAGAGAUGUCUGCUGUAUUAUUACUCCGAAGAGGACCUCCAAGCCCAUGAAACGGAUUGUAGAAAGAAUACACCAGUAAAGAUUGUAAUGCCUAAGGAGGCAGAAUCUCUGCGGUUCAAAAACUACCAAAGGUCCUUACGAGUACCCUUUGUGAUGUACGGAGACUUCGAGUGCUUGACAAACAAGAUAAACACCUGCAGCCCUACAAAAGACACAUCCUUCUUGCAUAAGUAUCAAAAGCACGAGCCUAUGAGCUUCACUGUCUACAUCAAAUAUAAACACGCAGACUAUAAGGCACCAAUCACGUACAGAGGACCCAAUGCCACAAAACUGUUCUUUGAUACAGUGAAGGCUGAGGCUCUAGCGAUAAAGAACAUUUAUGAUAAGAAGCAACCCAUUAAAAUGACCACCGAAGAUGAAGAGCACUUCCAAAGGACCCAUGUUUGCCAUAUCUGUGACGGAGAUAUCAGGAAGAAACCCUCUCCGUAUUCACCCAAGGAUGAACCAGACUUCCGAAAAGUCAGAGAUCAUGACCAUCUUCUCGAUCCGGCGAAAUGUGAAUCGAACUACAGAGGACCUGCUCACAACCUUUGUAACCUAAAGUACCAAGAGCCAUCGUUCAUUCCGGUGUUCAUCCACAAUUUGUCUGGCUACGACGCCCAUCUCUUCAUAAAGGAGCUCGGUGGGGAGAAAGGAGACAUUGAUGUCAUUCCGAACAACGAAGAGAGGUACAUUUCAUUCAGUAAGGAGGUCGGGGCAAAGAUGUUAGAUGUAGGCAAUGGGAAACAAGUAAAGUUGCCUGGCAUAAAGUUGAGGUUUGUCGACUCAUUCAAGUUCAUGGCCACUAGCGUCGACAGUCUUGCGAAGAACGUUAAGGAGUUCAGGGAGACAGCCAAGUACUUUCCCAAGGACAAGCUAGACCUCGUCACCCGAAAAGGCGUCUAUCCAUACGAUUACAUGGACUCGUGGGACAAAUGCGAAGAAACCAAGCUGCCCCCACAAGAAGACUUUUACAACCAAUUGAAUGAGUCACACAUAAAGGAUGAGGACUACGAGCACGCUAAAAGAGUAUGGAAGGCCUUCAACAUUAAAACAUUGGGUGAAUAUUCCGAUUUGUAUGUGAAGACUGAUGUACUCAUCCUUGCCGACAUCAUGGAACACUUUAGAGAUGUCUGUCUAAAGACCUAUAAGUUGGAUCCUGCAUGGUACCUCACCGCACCUGGACUCUCCUGGGAUGCCAUGCUCAAAACCACAGAGGUCGAGCUAGAGCUGUUGACAGACUAUGACAUGAUACUCAUGCUAGAAAAAGGGACCAGAGGAGGCAUAUCUCAGUGUUGUAACCGAUAUGGGAGGGCGAACAACAAGUACAUGAAGGACUAUGACGAGAACAAGAAGUCCAACUACCUGAUGUACCUUGACGCCAACAACCUUUACGGAUGGGCCAUGAGUCAGUACCUACCGCAUGGUGGUUUCAAGUGGAGCACUGUGUCAGAUGUGACCCAAGUUGCGGAUGACUCAGACACAGGAUACAUCGUUGAUUGUGACCUACAGUACCCAACCCAUCUGCACAACCUCCAUUCAGACCUACCUCUAGCACCUGAGAGCAGGAUGCCUGAUGGCUCAAAACAGCCAAAACUACUGACGACCCUCUAUGACAAAGAGCAUUAUGUUGUUCAUUACAGGGUUCUAAAACAAUAUUUGCAGCUGGGGAUGAAGCUCAAAAACGUGCACAAAGUGUUGGAGUUUCAGCAGUCUCCCUGGUUGAAGAGGUACAUAGACCUGAACACUGAAAUGAGGACCAAGGCAACCAAUGACUUUGAAAAAGACUUCUUCAAACUUAUGAACAACUCGGUCUUUGGCAAGACGAUGGAAAAUAUCAGGAAGCGGCUCGAUAUUAGGCUAGUAUGUGAUCCCCAGAAAGCGGAGAAGCUAGUUGCUAAGCCCAACUUCAAGGGAAGGACCAUUUUCGACGAAAGAUUAGCCGCUGUGCAUAUGAACAAGACGAAAGUUAUCUUUAAUAAGCCAAUAUACGUCGGCAUGAGUAUAUUAGAUCUAUCGAAGCAUCUGAUGUACGACUUUCAUUAUAAUGUUAUGAAGCCUAAAUACGGGGGCGAUAUCAAGCUAUUGUACAUGGACACUGACAGUUACAUCUAUGACAUACAGACCGAGGAUUUUUAUAAGGAUAUGAAAGGAAUGAUUAACUGCUUUGAUACGUCGGAUUACCCAGAAAAUAACAAAUAUGAAAUGCCACAGGUAAAUAAAAAGGUUCUGGGGAAAAUGAAGGAUGAGCAUGCUGGAAAAAUUAUGGAAGAAUUCGUCGGAUUAAGAUCAAAAAUGUAUGCUUGUAAGACUGAAACAGACAUGGUAAAAAAGUCAAAAGGUGUUAAGAAAUGCGUAGUAAAAAAUAGGAUAUCUUUCGAGGACUAUAAAAACUGUUUGUUCUCACACCAACAACAGUACAGAACAAUGAAUCUCCUUAGAAGCAAGAAACACGAGAUCCAUUCAAUACAAGUGAACAAGAUAGCGCUGUCCGACAAGGACGACAAACGACAUAUCUUGGACGAUGGUAUCCAUACCUUGGCGCACGGCCACUAUGCGAUACAAAAAUAA